CCUUGACUAUAUCACCCAACCAUGGACGUUACUUGGACGUGCCAGUCCUGCGCUGCCAUCUUUCACCGGUUGGACCAUUACAGACGGCAUGCAGCUACCCAUAGCUCCGAGAAGCCGUUCAAAUGUGGAUUCUGCGGCUCGCAAUACAAACGCGGGGAUGUCCUCCGUCGCCAUUGGAAAUCCUGCUCUGCUCGCAUUCACACCGGUCAGGCUGUUCCAGACCCGCGAAUAGGAGGCAAAGAGCGCCACGCAUGUGAUGCCUGCGCAAGACUGAAAAAAUGCUGUGAUGGAGGGCAGCCGUGCCUGGAGUGCUCCAGUCGGAAGAAGCAGUGCUCGUAUACUCGGCUCCGGCAUGGUGGAGGAAUCCCGCAGGUCGAGGGGAGCGAUUCCGCCCCGAACCAUGGCACGUCUCCUCCACAUUCAAUAUCUGAUCCGGAAUCGUCAACAUGGAGUCUCGGUCCGCAAACCUUUUACCCCCCAGCUCACACUCGCUGGAAGGUCACUGGAUUGGAGUCGGUGGAUUGAAACUGAGUAAUGCACUUAGGUGUGAAGGGAAAACGUUCAACUAAGAGGCGGUCUCUGUCCUGAAGUCAACAACAUUAAUAUUAGCUUGUUGGACAGAUCUGGCUGGACAGGGCUGUUUCACCAACAGAGGCAGUUGAUGCCAUGAAUUGACAGUACAUAUAAGGUAUGGGAAUAUGUGCCACGGCUGUCACUGUACAUACCUAUCCAAUCUCAAUGUACAUAUCAAGGCCUACAUUUCACUAUCCAUUUACGCAACCAUAUC
Molecule: messenger RNA, 787 nt
Organism: Aspergillus heteromorphus CBS 117.55
Lineage: Eukaryota; Fungi; Ascomycota; Eurotiomycetes; Eurotiales; Aspergillaceae
Exons: 3
Coding region: 22-525 (167 amino acids)
Biological process (GO): regulation of DNA-templated transcription
Molecular function (GO): DNA-binding transcription factor activity, RNA polymerase II-specific; zinc ion binding
Source: RefSeq, a predicted model, not a curated record